Messenger RNA from Condylura cristata (star-nosed mole), 1485 nucleotides. It is a transcript of the gene CEACAM6, whose product is annotated as carcinoembryonic antigen-related cell adhesion molecule 6 (non-specific cross reacting antigen). The record is from RefSeq and is a predicted model, not a curated record. Gene Ontology annotation, molecular function: protein tyrosine kinase binding. Gene Ontology annotation, cellular component: plasma membrane; cell surface. Gene Ontology annotation, biological process: regulation of immune system process; signal transduction. NCBI's taxonomy places the organism in Eukaryota, Metazoa, Chordata, Mammalia, Eulipotyphla, Talpidae. Bases 1 to 1485 code for a protein of 494 amino acids. The transcript is spliced from 6 exons.
AUGGGGGAGGUGCGCAGAGGAGCCGGAAGUGUAUUUGCCGCCGGUGAGGACGAACAGGGAGGGUUUGUGGACAGACAUUCCACACGUUGCUCCUUGGUGUACCUGCAGGAGACAGGCUCACUCUUAGCCUUCUGGGUCCUGCCCGGCGCUGCCCAGCUCACUAUUGAACCAGAGCCCGUCAAUGCCAUCGAGGGGGGGAACGUGACUCUGCAUGUCCGCGGUCUGCUAAAGGAGGCUGGAAUCUUCAAGUGGUACAAAGGAGGAAAAGUGGACAGUAAAACGCUUAUUAUGUCAUAUAAAGUAGGGGUUCCAGCAGAUGGCACAGGGCCUGCACACAGCAGCCGAGAGACGAUAAACCCCAAUGGAUCCCUGCUGGUCCGGAACGUCACCCAGGAGGACACGGGGCCCUACACCCUACAAAUCACGUAUGGAGAUUUUGAAGAGGAAGCAGCAACUGGAUGGCUCCGUGUUUACCCCGUGUUACCCAAACCCCACAUCACGAGCAACAACCCCGACCCUGUGGAGCACCAGGACCGCGUGGUGUUAACCUGUGAACCUAAGACCCCGGACACCACCUACCUGUGGUCCAUCAACAGCCAGAGCCUCCCGGACAGCGACAGGCUGCAGCUGUCAAGGGGCAACAGGACCCUCACGCUGCUCCCGGUCACCAGGGCUGACGCAGGGCUCUAUGAGUGUGAGACCUGGAACCCAGUGAGCGCCCGCCGCAGCGACCCUUUCACCCUGGAUGUUCUCUAUGGCCCGGACACCCCCACCAUCUUCCCCUCAGAAUCCUUUUACCACCCCGGGGACGUUCUCAACCUCACCUGCUACGCAGACUCUAACCCGCCCGCGCAGUAUUCCUGGCUGGUCAGCGGGAGGCCCCAGCACCCCACACAGGCGCUCUUUAUCCCCAACAUCACCAUGAGUGACAGUGGCGCCUACACCUGCCAGGCCCACAACAACGCCACAGGCCUCAACAGCACCACAGUCAAGAAUAUCACGGUCUCCGGUAAGUGGCUCCUGGACCGUCGGCACCAGGCUCUGGCUGGGGGAUGUUGGUUUCCAAAAGGGACUGAAAGUUCCGCCUACCACCGUGCCCACGGACAGAGCCCCAAAUCGCGGGCUGAACCCCGUCCCCCACGCCUGGGGGCCUCCUUGCUUUUAGAUUCCAAGCGGCAGCUACCUCCGCGGUGUCUCCUCAAACCCCUUGGCCUGGCCUCCAUCCGAGCCAGCAGCACCACAGUCACCGAACACAAGGACCGUGUGGUCCUGACCUGCCUCACAAGAGUCACUGGGGUCUCCAUCCUGUGGCUCUUCAAUACCCAGCGUCUGCAGUACACAGACAGGGUGACGCUGUCCCGGGACAACCGCACCCUCACCAUCCACCCUGUCGGGGGGGAGGACGCCGGAAAGUAUCAGUGUGAGGUCUCCAACCCAGCCAGUUCCAGAAGUGACCCCCUCACCCUGACUGUGAUGCGUGAGUGA